GUUUCCUGCAUGUCUUCCUGCGCAUGCGCGGUUUGCGCAUCCUGUUUUAUUAAUUCUUUUUUCCCUGGCGAAGAUGGCUGCCUCUCAUCUAAACAUCUGCCUAAGAAGGAUAAAAUGAGCAUGUUUAAGGCCGCAUACAUAAAAGUCCGGUGAUGGAUGCCAGGGCGUAGCAUGUGCAGCGCCUUCGCAAAGACUUUAUGGCUGCAUGAAAGAAAAUGUAGGCGAUCUGAAAUUAACCCUUUCAAGUCCGACAUCCACUGAUAAAUAAGGUACGAAUGUUUAUUUUGCCUUGUUUAUAUGUCUGGGGAUUUUGGGGAUCAAACAUUUGUAUCCGCUCCUGUGCAUACUAUAAUUCUGUUAUGCAAAAGCUAAAUCUUGUGUUUUGUGUUGUAACGGUAAAAGGCCUCAAUGCUUCACCGAAAGUGAGCAAUUCUAGUGCUUCGUUGGCUUUGUGUUUUUCCGGGUGCACAUGUGUGUGUGUAAUGUACUUUGCAGCCGACCUGGUUAACAUUCAUCUCUGCACUUCUACAGAAAAUGAUGCAUCAAGUGACCAGCAGCAACAGCGACUAUUGCAUGAGUGGGCUUGCAGAGGACUGCCAUCCAGCCAGCCACUUCGACUUAUGUAGCACACAAUCCAACAAAUUCUACCCCUCUGCCACAGCCCCUGGCCUACAGCUGUCCCUUGCAGGUCUAGCCCCAUUACCACAGGGUAUACACAAGGUCAUGGCAUGUCAAAUGCAGGAGAACCAGACUGACUUCCAGGCACAGACAGUGAGGAUCAGGGGCAGUGAGGCUGCUGGACCCGAUGGCUCCAAGAAGAAGAAAGGGAUGGUGAAGUCCGGGCGGAGAGGGAGGCCAUCAGGAACCACAAAGUUGGCAGGUUACCGCACAAGUACUGGACGCCCACUUGGGACAACUAGAGCAGCUGGAUUCAAAACCAGCCCUGGGAGGCCCCUUGGUACUACCAAAGCAGCAGGGUAUAAGGUCAGUCCCGGCAGGCCCCCUGGCAGCAUUAAGAGUCUUGCCCGGCUCAAGAAGCUGGAGUUUGACUGUGACAGCGUCAAGAAACUGGACUUUAGCACAUGCAGUGUUCCCAAGAAAAUGGAUUUCACCAGCUGUGAUGUUCCACCUUUUCCAUACACCCUGAUAGAGAAGAGACCUCUCUGUGAGCCCACGGAUAAAGUGGAUGAAGCCAGUGAAUGACUGUGUGCAUGUGCAAAAACAGUAAACGUCUCUCUGAAACAUGGGAGAGGAUAACUUUGUGUCACUAGGAAAUGGCUCUGACUACAGUGUUUUAAAAUGUCUCUGUUAUCAUAACUAAUGACUGAAUUAGAAGUAUGUUAUCCCAGCUUUGCAGAGAUGCAUGGAUAUUUAUUGAUAACAAUGAUCAGUAAAGGCAAAAAAGUAUUAAGCAGACUCUCCUCCAACAUUUCCUCCUCUAAGUUUUGAUUUAUUCUAUCACUCUGCUUUCAUUUUCUAUGGCCUGCUUUUUCUAUACCUAUAAAAAACUGUAUUGUAGUACAAACAGCCAACCAAUUCUGCUUUUUUCUUGAUCUAUAAGAAAUAUGUGGAUGUGUUAUUGACCUAUCUGUGUUGUCCUGUUCAGUCUGUGUUUACUUUGUGAUAUUAUCCGGAAUCAUGGUUACAUUUUGGACACAAUACUUUUUUUUUUUUAGUAAGGUGCAUUUCAGACUAUUAGUUUAAGCACAGUAUAUGUUAUUUUGCACUUUGUGAAUAUAGUUUUGAUCAUAUAUUACAAUGUUGUUAUGCUGUUGAUUGGAAGAAAAUGACUUAACAAAGCAGAAAAACUGUUUGUGAAAUCCAGUAUGUUACAAGUGAAUAUGUGCUGUGUGUAAAACCAAAAUAAAAGUCUUUUCCACCAAACAGAAAGCAGGUUGUUCCCCUCUGCGAACACAAGGGGGCUCACAUCCCGAGACGAUAAUCAACAUGUAAUAAAGCCUUUAUUUACCCUUUGUUCAAUGAAA
This is a messenger RNA of Xyrichtys novacula (pearly razorfish), 1985 nucleotides long. The record is from the annotation of a GenBank genome assembly. NCBI's taxonomy places the organism in Eukaryota, Metazoa, Chordata, Actinopteri, Labriformes, Labridae.